This is a messenger RNA of Cucumis melo (muskmelon), 961 nucleotides long. RefSeq lists its product as uncharacterized. The transcript is spliced from 4 exons. The record is from RefSeq and is a predicted model, not a curated record. Bases 173 to 742 code for a protein of 189 amino acids. Lineage: Eukaryota; Viridiplantae; Streptophyta; Magnoliopsida; Cucurbitales; Cucurbitaceae.
CUUUCGAAAAACUGUUUAAAUUUGUCCCUCUAUAUUUGGAUUCCGUUAACGACUAUAUAUAGCCAAGCACCGCACAAUUUGACUCCACUCUUCACUUUCGCCUUAAUUCCGGGACAAGUUCUUCCUUCAAUUCCUCUCUUCAGGUCACCUUGUUACACUUAUCUAGAGAACUAUGGCUGUUUCUGUUAAGUUGAUGUCUCUUCUUGUUGGAACUUUGGGUGUCAUAUCCUUUGUAUUUGGAGUUGUUGCCGAAAACAAGAAGCCUGCUUCUGGAACUCCCAUCCCAGGCAAAGGCCUUGUAGUCUGCAAAUAUCAGAGCGACCCGACGGUGGCGUUGGGAUUUCUUUCCUUUCUGUUUCUUCUUGCUUCUUCAUUUGCAGGAUACCUCUCUCUGUUCUAUCCUUACGAAGGAAAAUCCGUUCCUCGAGGUGCCUUCUUUAAGAGCAGUAGUUUCUCUGCAUUCUUCAACAUUGCUCUGUUCACAACUGGAUUAGCUAUAACCAUGCUGGUAUGGCCUACCGUGACAGAGCAACUUCACUUGACUCGCAAUGUUCAUUUCAAUCUCAACACAGCGUGCCCGACUGCUAAGACCGGUCUUCUGGGUGGUGGUGCGUUUCUAUCUCUUGAUUCGUCCCUCUUAUGGUUGGUUGCUCUGAUGCUUGCUGGCAAUGCACGAGAGGACUAUUUCGAUGAAAUAGCGGAAAAAGGAACCAAUGUUGAAGCUGUUAAGAGCAGUGCAUGAAGUUUCUUUGUUUUGUUUAGUGAGAAUAUUAAGUCAGUUUCACAUCACUGUCGAUUUACUUGUUAUUAAGUAAGGAUUUCUUGCCUUUACGGAAAAAAGGAAGGGAAAAAAGAAGAAGUGAAUAUGGUACUCUUCUUUGUAAUUUAUUGUUGAGAGACUCCUUGUGGCUUCAUCUAAAUCGUCAAAUGCAUAUAGGAAAAUUUGUCUUUUAUUAGUUAA